UUUACAAUGAUGAUGAUAAAUAAAGUAACAAAAGCUAAACUGGACGAUUAUAACUCUAAAACAUCACUUGGAGAGAAGAUUGAAGAUAUAACCUUUUUUAACAAUUUUCGUGUACGGCUCUUUCCCAGCUCCCUUAUCCCAAUUUGGCGAAGUUACUCUAAUUCUGCGACUGAUGUUCUUGUCGUUGAUCUCAUUAAGUCAGAGUCUGAGUCAAUGGAAGAGGAUGUGAGCUCUGAAGAUGAGAAUGUAGUUCGAGACCAAAACAUGGAUGUCGAUGAAGGACAUGACGGAGGACCUUUGAAGUUUGAGUUUUUAACUUUGGCCUCCAUGAAAGCAAAUGAGAACUUCAAAUAUUCUUCGCGAUACUCCGGCUCUUCAUCUCAAGAAUUUUUCAGCUGUAACCCCAUCCCAGCUACAGAGGCUUUCCAACUUAGAGAUAUGGUAGUAGCCAACGAUCACUUCGAGCAACAAAUUUCGGGAUACCCCAUCGUUUUCCUGACGGAUGCUUCAGAUUCUAUGAAAACAGCCUUACUGUCUCUU
Messenger RNA from Auanema sp. JU1783, 540 nucleotides. The record is from the annotation of a GenBank genome assembly. Lineage: Eukaryota; Metazoa; Nematoda; Chromadorea; Rhabditida; Rhabditidae.